Lycium ferocissimum is the source of this 1495-nucleotide messenger RNA. RefSeq lists its product as uncharacterized. Gene Ontology annotation, molecular function: nucleotide binding. The transcript is spliced from 2 exons. The record is from RefSeq and is a predicted model, not a curated record. Bases 22 to 1113 code for a protein of 363 amino acids. NCBI's taxonomy places the organism in Eukaryota, Viridiplantae, Streptophyta, Magnoliopsida, Solanales, Solanaceae.
ACUGCGCCACCGUAGAAAAAGAUGGCUGAGCAGUCACCGGAACCGGUGCGUUUCGGCAUAUUAGGUUGCGCUAACAUAGCUCGAAAAGUAUCACGCGCCAUCACAGUCGCUCCAAACGCCACUAUCUCCGCCAUAGGCAGCCGUACGAUCGAAAAAGCAACAGCCUUUGCUAAAGAAAACAAUUAUCCAUCAACAACGAAAAUUUACGGGAGUUAUGAGGCCGUUUUGGAUGACCAGGAAGUUGAUGCUGUUUACGUUCCUCUUCCUACAAGCCUGCAUUUAAAGUGGGCUGUGUUGGCAGCCCAAAAGAAGAAGCAUGUUUUGCUGGAAAAGCCUGUUGCGUUAAACGUGAAGGAGUUGGAUGUGAUACUGGAGGAGUGUGAAUUGAAUGGGGUGCAGUACAUGGAUGCUACUAUGUGGAUGCAUCAUCCUCGUACUAUUAAGAUGAAGGAAUUCAUGUCUGAUUCUCAACGCUUUGGAACUCUCAAAUCGGUACACAGCACUUUUACCUUUCUUGCCCCCACUGAGUUUCUUAAGAAUAACAUUCGUGUGAAGCCCGAUCUUGAUGCUCUAGGCGCUCUAGGUGAUGCUGGUUGGUACAGUAUUCGAGCUAUUUUGUGGGCUACUGAUUACGAACUGCCCAAAACAGUAACAGCUCUGCGCGAUCCAGAAUUAAAUGAAGCUGGAGUUAUCCUAUCUUGUGGCGCUUCUUUGAGUUGGAAAGAUGGAAGGGUAGCAACUUUUCAUUGUUCAUUUCUAACCAAUAUGUCCAUGGAUAUCGUUGUUAGUGGAACCACGGGAAACCUGCGGGUCCAUGACUUUGUAAUUCCGUUUCAAGAAAAUGUUGCUCCAUUUUACACGGUGGAAGGUUCGAAGUUUGGUGAACUUCUGCUAGCGAUUUAUCCUGCACCAAGUGAGCAAGAAGUCAGCACAGAUCUUUCUCAAGAGGCUCUCAUGGUAGAGGAGUUCUCUAACCUUGUUGAAAGUGUCAGAGGGCAAGGUUGUAAACCAGAGAACAAGUGGCCAAUAAUUAGUAGAAAGACACAACUUGUGGUGGAUGCUGUCAAAGCAUCAAUUGAGAAAGGUUUUGAGCCUGUUGAGGUUGUCUAUUAGUUGCUGCUUUGUCAUAUUCUCUGUUUAUUGUAUCUGAAUGAAUGUUGUAUUCACUGUAUUAGACCACGUGUCUCUUAAUAAAGGCCUCAUCUGGCUUCCUCAUUCGUAAUCUCUGUUUUUACCAGGUAAUGAUACCCAAGCCUAAGCCUAGAAGAACGUCGAGUUCAUUAGAUUAAAAGGCUCUGUUCCAUUAAGAUCUUUAUUUUAGAUCUGAAAAUAAACGAGAAAAUAGGGAGUAAAGAAUUAUGUUCAUCCAUUUCCCCGUUUACAUAAAAUCCCAUAUCUGCCAAACAAUCUUCCACCACCAUUUCUGAACUGUGAACUGUAGAUCAAAAUCAGCUUGGCACAUGACGUGAUUUAAUUGGACAACAUACUAGGAAAC